UGUCCUGAACUGUCCCUGUUGUGUGCACUGACCACCUGUGUUCUGAACUGUCCCCAGUGUGUGCACCGACCACCCAUGUGCUUAACUGUCCCUGCUGUGUGCACCGACAACCCGUGUUCUGAACUGUCCCCGGUGUGUGCACCGACCACUCGUGUCCUGAACUGUCUCCGCUGUGUGUGCACUGACCACCUGUGUCCUGAACUGUGCCUGCUGUGCACACUGACCACCCGUGUUCUGAACUGUCCCCGCUGCAUGCACCGACCACUCGUGUCCUGAACUGUUUCUGCUGUGUGUGCACUGACCACCCAUGUCCUGAUGGCAUGCCCGGAGUAUAGCUACCUGUGGUGCCCGAAUUGCCGUCUGUUGCCCGAGCCCCUGUCCAGGGGUAGAUUGACGCCUGUUG
Staurois parvus is the source of this 403-nucleotide messenger RNA. The record is from the annotation of a GenBank genome assembly. Lineage: Eukaryota; Metazoa; Chordata; Amphibia; Anura; Ranidae.